AUGGGUCUUUUCACUCGUCACGAAGACGACCACGACCACGGUCUACCCACAAACCUACACGCCUCGACGGGACAGCAAGCUCUGGCAACAGCGGCAGCGGCAGAUGACGACUCGGCAGGACUGGUCUCAGGCGCGACCUCGCACCGGGUGCGGGCUGGCAGUAAGCGCGAUCUGACGUCGCCGGCCAAGGUCGACGUUCGAGGGGGUGACAACGAGGACGAGGACGAUGAGGACGACGAGGACGAGGACGAGGACGAUGAGGACGACGAGGACGAGGACGAACCAGAUGUCGAGGAUUUGUUAUGGGGUGCUCAGGUCAGUUCACGCGUUCGGUGUUCGUGCAUCGGUGACGGCAGUUAG
This is a messenger RNA of Microbotryum saponariae, 360 nucleotides long. The record is from the annotation of a GenBank genome assembly. NCBI's taxonomy places the organism in Eukaryota, Fungi, Basidiomycota, Microbotryomycetes, Microbotryales, Microbotryaceae.